UGAAUGCUAGCGGUAGCAUUUUAAAGAGCAAAGCAAAUAUAUGUAAUAUAAAACAUUACUUUGCAAGAAAAGAUGAUAAAAACUGUGAGGUAGUGAGUUAUAAUGAGGAGUUAAAUGCUCAAGAAAAUCACUUGAACGUCUCAAAAUUACUCAACACGAUUAUUGGGGAAGAGAAUAAGAAUUAUGAUGCAGAUUUUAAGAGGAUAAAGAUAUUAAAUGAUGAAACGAAGAUGGUAGAGCUUGGUAGCCAUCGAGAAAAUAUUAUGCCUUCUAAUCCUAAUAUUUCAGCUGUAAUUGACAAAGUAGGACUGUUAAUUGAGAAAGAUAAUGAAUUGACAGUAGAGACUGUAAUUUCUAAGAAAAAUGAUGCAAAUCUAUUUCUUCCCACCAACAGAAUAUGGAAAAUUUAUCAUUCUGAACGUUUUCAUUUUCCGAUCAAGAAAAGAUAUCCAAAAAAUGAUAAUGGUGUAAUGGGAGAUAAUUUUUCUACCGAGCGGAUUAUUGGUGAUGGAAAUUGUCUCUUCAGAUGUAUAAGCAAAGAAGUUUGUGAUGACGAAUGCCACUACGAUUUUCUGAGACAGCAAUGCAUUCUCUUUAUGAGAAGCAAGGAUAUUGUUGAGCAGAUGGAGGGGUUUUUGAGAGAACCCGUUGACAAAUAUUUGGAGAGAACACGCAUGGCUCAAAAUGCAACUUAUGGAACAGAGGUGGAGAUAGUUGCAUUGGCAACUAUGCUUCAAACAAAUAUAAUUAUCCAUACCAUUUAUAAAUGGGCAUAUUACACACCAAUUAAAAAAUUAAGUUACAUUAAAAAAUUUAAUUUGAAUAUAUAUUUAAGAAAUUAUCGCGAACAUUUUGACCGCAUAAUAAAUUUUAAUUAAUCUUUAUAACGCAUGUCUUAUUUACAUCGCACAUCUUUAUAACGCAUGUCUUAUUUAUAUCGCAUAUCUUAUUUAUACCGUAUAUCUUAUUUAUAUCCCAUAUCUUUAUAUCGCUUAUCUUUAUAUCGCAUAUCUU
Gordionus sp. m RMFG-2023 is the source of this 1014-nucleotide messenger RNA. RefSeq lists its product as uncharacterized. Gene Ontology annotation, biological process: protein deubiquitination. Gene Ontology annotation, molecular function: cysteine-type deubiquitinase activity. Lineage: Eukaryota; Metazoa; Nematomorpha; Gordioida; Chordodea; Parachordodidae. The transcript has 7 exons. The record is from RefSeq and is a predicted model, not a curated record. The coding region runs from base 231 to 878 and encodes 215 amino acids.